Numida meleagris (helmeted guineafowl) is the source of this 1586-nucleotide messenger RNA. It is a transcript of the gene ANKRD66, whose product is annotated as ankyrin repeat domain 66. The coding region runs from base 346 to 897 and encodes 183 amino acids. Gene Ontology annotation, molecular function: protein binding. The transcript has 3 exons. The record is from RefSeq and is a predicted model, not a curated record. Lineage: Eukaryota; Metazoa; Chordata; Aves; Galliformes; Numididae.
AAAGAGCCGCUCCGUGCAAAGAGCUGCUCCGUGCAAAGAGCCGCUCCGUGCAAGGGCUGCUCCGUGCAAGGGCCGCGCGCGUGCCCGUGUCUGUGCCCGCGCACUGAGCUCCGCCAUCGCUCUGUGAUCACGGACGGGACGGCCCAGACGUAUUUCUCCCCCCCUCCAUCGGUCCUCUUUCCUUUUUUAUUGGCCUGCACGGUGUUUUUUCGCGGCGCACGCCUCACUCGUAACCCAGACAUUGCUCCGCCCGUCAGAGCCGCUUCGGGACGGGAGCUGGCCCGCCUACAAGCUCACGCCGGAGGACCCCGCUCUCGUCUCGUCCCGGCCCGGCGGGCAGCGGCAAUGAGCGAGCUGCACGAGGCCGUGGCCGCCGGGCACUACGAGCGGGCGGAGCGGCUGCUGCGGGCGGGGCGCUGCGAUCCCAACCAGAAGGACGCGGACUGGGGAGACUGGACCCCGCUGCACUGGGCCGCUGCCAGGGGGCACGUGGCGAUGCUGCGGCUGCUGCUGGGCCGCGGGGCCCGGCCGUGUCUCCGCAACGCUGCGGGAUGGACCCCGGCGCACUGCGCGGCCGAGGCGGGGCGGCUGGCAGCGCUGCGCACCCUGCACGCCGUGCACGCCCCGAUGGACGCGGCCGACCCCUUCGGGGACACCCCCAGGAGGCUGGCACAGAUCUACGGGCACGCCGAGUGCGUCAGCUUCCUGGAGACAGCAGAGGUGGAGAGCAGAGCCUACCGCCGGAUGGCUGCGAUGAGGGGAGUGCCCUUGGACCAGGUGGAUGAAGACUGGGAACUCAAGAAAGAGGAGCUGGAGAGAAACCCAGCGUGCGCCUGGCGCAGCCGCGCAGCAGCUUCUGCUCAGAAGAAGAUGGAGAGGAAGAGAAGGAAGCAGUAGCGUCCCUGCGUGCUUGGGGCUGCCGAGAGCUCACAGCGCGGAGCAGAGGCACUGCUGCAUCCCAGGGGGAAACCUGGACUGGCAGCAGUGGAGGUGGCUGCCAGGAUGUGUCUCUGUGCCGUGCUGCACGUGCUGCUGUGCUCGGGGUGGGGGUAGGAGUGCUUCUGCCGGCCCGUCUGCGUGUCUGCGUGCAUCAGGUCUUAAAUAGCAGAAAGCUGCAGAAAGGUGUUUAAAUGUACAAGCGCUCUAAUUCACUCAGCUCUAUACAAACGUAUAGAAAUGAAAUUCACAGCGCUCACCCGUGUUGCGUGGGAGGGAAACUGUUUUGCUUCUGACUGGCUCAGGGACAUCUCCAUGGUGAUGCCAGUGCCCUUUCUGUGUUUGCUUCCGGCCCCAAGUCUCCUUGGGAGCCCUAGGGGCUCGUAGCCCAGUGCUGCCUCUCUCUUUUCUCAGUGGUGGGACAGAGCAGCUCCUGCUGUUGCCGGGCACGUUGUGACAGCAGCACCCAGCACUCCUGCUGCUGCUCGCGGUGGGAGCACUCACUGGCGGCAGUGGCCGUGCUCAUGGGAGUGCUGUGGAACCUCUCCUGGGCUGUCCUUCUGUUGUCCCUUAUCCCUGUCAAAACUUUCAAUGGUAAAAGCAGUUUUUAACUCUUUCAAUUGCAGAAUACAUUUUGACCUUGACCUGAA